Molecule: messenger RNA, 888 nt
Organism: Striga asiatica
Lineage: Eukaryota; Viridiplantae; Streptophyta; Magnoliopsida; Lamiales; Orobanchaceae
Source: the annotation of a GenBank genome assembly
AUGACUAAAAUUGGUUUUAUGAAUAACCAUAAAAUUUUUAGGGCCUUAAAAUCCAUUCCUCAAAUCCCCAUAACUAAAAGAAUCCACUUCCAAUUCUCCCCCGACCUUCGUCUUCACAGUCACGCCGCUAACGCCGGCCACAAUCACAGAGGUCGCCAGGCCAACAAACAUCCCGUGCUCCACAAUCCCCGGCAGCCUCAGAAUCCGGUCGCUAGCCUCCUUCAAAUCCCCAAUAUCCCUCUCCAAAUACAGAUCGAUUAUGUAAUUCCCGUUGUCCGUCACGUAGAUCUCCCCAUCCUUCCCGCACCUUCUGAGCUCACCCAAACAGCCCCUAUCGGCGAACAGAUCCACCAGCCUUCUCCGGGAAUGUUCCCAGCAGAAGGGGAUAACCUCGACGGGCAUGGCCAACCGGCUGCCCCCGAUGUGGCUCACCAGCUUGGAUUCAUCCACGAUGACGAUGAAUUUUUUGCUCACGGAUUCAAUCAUUUUCUCUCUAAGGAGCGACCCGCCCCGGCCCUUGACCAGAUUCAGAUCCGGGUCGACCUCGUCGGCGCCGUCGAUCGCCAGAUCUACGGCCGGGGAGACGGCCUGCUCGUGCGUCUUCGUGGAGGUGGCGACGCCGACGAUGUCCCUGAGCUUCCCCUGCUUCAGGAGGUGGGCGAUGCGGUCGACGGCGUGCCGGGCCGUGGAGCCCGUGCCGAGCCCGAUGACCAUGCCGGAUUCCACGUGCUCGACGGCCUUGUAGGCGGCGAUUUUCUUCAAAUCGUCCUGCGUGAACUGAGGCGCGGCGGCGGCGGCCGCCAUCGGCUUUGGAGAGGGGUUCGGCGGCGCUUGGGCGUCGGGGGCCAGGAAAGUGGAAAAAUGUAUGGAUGGAAAAUGCAGGCCUGA